AUGCUUUAUCGUGCGAAACGCCUUAGUAAGCCCUAUAAUAAAUACUAUAAUAACAUUAGGACUCAGAAAUAUAAACUUAAGCCGUUCUACCGCUUUACCAUAGUGCUUUUAAAGACUAAAGAGAUAACGGUAUAUCAUGUUUUUAGUAUUUAUAACGCCCUCUUCGAGCACUUCGAGGAAUCGAUUACACGACUUACUCCGAAAACUAUACCUUAG
Messenger RNA from Penicillium robsamsonii, 216 nucleotides. Its product is annotated as HAT dimerization. The transcript is spliced from 2 exons. Bases 1 to 216 code for a protein of 71 amino acids. Lineage: Eukaryota; Fungi; Ascomycota; Eurotiomycetes; Eurotiales; Aspergillaceae. The record is from RefSeq and is a predicted model, not a curated record.